GCAGCACUUUUCCCCAUCAUCAGACCCCCUGCAGUGUGCCAGGCUGAGUCAGGUGCAGUGACUGGCUGGGAAGUGAGACAGAGACAGAGAGAGAGAGAGACAGAGAGAGAGACAGAGCAGAAGACAGAGGACAGGAAAGAGUUUGGAGUGACCUCGGGAUUAUGGAGACCUUUAUUUUGGCACGUGGGCACCAGGACCAACAGUAACCCGGAAGUAAAUAACCCGGACGAAGGGGAAAGCGUGAGCAGCGAAGGCUAAUCAUUCAGCAUGGCCAAUCUGGAGCAGUGGGUCAACGACAGGCUCCAUGACAUCCUGGGCCUAAGUGACAGAUAUGUGGCGCAGUUUAUGAUCGGCCUGGCGCAGAAAUCCUCCGCGCCACAGGACUUUGUGGCACGUCUGCAGCAGACCGGCACCAUUGACAUUGACCAGAGAGUAACUGCAUUUGCUCAGGAGUUAUACAACAAGGUUCCAAAGAAACAGGUUGUCGAAAAACCAUCAAGAGCCAUCGAGCGACAGGUGAUUGAGAUGGAACGAAAGAACAGGACCUACACUCUGUUGGAGGACAGUGACAGCGAUGGAGAGGCGUCCAGAGAAGGAGGGAACGAGAAGAAGAGCCGAGACAAGGACAGAGGAAAGAAGAGGAAGCAUCUCAGGCAAAAAAGAGACGAAAGUCCCUUGUCGAGUGAGGAGGAUGGAAAGAAGAGCAAAUCAUCUUCACAUGAGGCAAAGAAAGCCCAGAAAGAUGACGACGAGGAAGAGGAGUGGGAGAAGGAGGAGAGAGAAAGACUGCAAGAUUUGGAGGAGAGGGAUGCCUUUGCAGAACGAGUGAAGCAGAGAGAUAAAGAGAAGACGAGGCACAUACUCGAGCGAAAUGACAAAAAGGCCUAUGAGGAGGCGCAGAAGAGACUGAAGAUGGCUGAAGAAGAUCAGAGGAGAAUGCUGCCUGAGCUGCGGAAACAGUCACGGCGUGAGUACCUGCACAAACGUGAGCAGGAGAAGCUGGAAGAUCUGGAGGCAGAGAUUUUAGACGAGGAGUACCUUUUCUCUGGUGAUAAUCUCACCGAACGUGAGAAGAAAGACCUGGAUUACAAGAAACAGAUCAGAGACCUGGCUCAAGACUACAAGAAAGCCGGCGUGAAGGAGAAAGAAGAGAGGAAAAACCGCUACUACAUGCCCGAGGAGAUACGUAAUAAAAAUAUUCCUCAGAGGGACAUGGAGUUGGAGUUUGACGAGGGCCCCAAAGAGGGUGGAGGUGAGCAGGGGCGAUGGGAGGAGGCACGGGUCGCCACAGCCACACUGCAGUUCGGGGCCAAAGAGGAACGAGAGCGGCGUCUAAAAGAGGAGAAAGAGAAAUACCAGCUAGUGCUCGAAGAGGACGAGAUGAUUAACUUUGUGAGCACUGCUAUCACCAUGAAAGGAACGCUCUCUGAAAAGGAUCAUGAACCUGAGCUCUCUCAGGCUGAAAAACAGAAGCAGUCCAUCCAGGAAGUGAGACGCAGCCUGCCCAUAUUUCCCUACAGAGACGACCUCCUCGCUGCCAUCAGAGACCACCAGAUCCUGGUUAUCGAGGGUGAGACCGGCUCAGGCAAGACCACCCAGAUUCCUCAGUACCUCAUGGAAGACGGUUAUACCAAAGGAGGGUUGAAGGUGGGGUGCACCCAGCCUCGCAGAGUAGCAGCUAUGUCUGUAGCAGCCAGAGUGGCUCAGGAAGUGUCAGUGAAGCUGGGGAAUGAGGUGGGUUACAGUAUCCGGUUUGAGGACUGCACGUCAGAACGCACUGUGCUCAAGUACAUGACUGAUGGCAUGUUGUUGAGAGAGUUCCUCACCGAGCCCGACUUGGCUAGUUAUAGUGUGAUCAUCAUUGAUGAGGCUCACGAGAGGACAUUACACACAGACAUACUGUUUGGGCUGAUCAAAGACAUCGCACGCUUCCGGCCCGACCUGAAAGUGCUGGUGGCUAGUGCUACUCUGGACACGGAGCGUUUCUCCAGUUUCUUCGAUGAUGCUCCUGUGUUUAGGAUCCCGGGCCGCAGGUUUCCUGUCGACAUCUACUACACAAAGGCUCCUGAGGCCGAUUAUCUGGAGGCGUGUGUGGUAUCGGUACUACAGAUUCAUGUGACACAGUCUCCUGGAGACAUCCUUGUGUUCCUCACAGGACAGGAAGAGAUUGAGGCGUGCUGUGAGCUCCUGCAGGAGAGGUGUAGGAGGCUUGGCUCAAAGAUCUCUGAGCUUAUUGUCCUCCCUAUCUACGCCAACCUGCCCUCAGACAUGCAAGCUAAGAUUUUUAACCCCACACCACCUGGAGCUCGCAAGGUUGUGGUAGCCACAAACAUAGCAGAAACCUCUCUCACCAUUGAUGGCAUCAUCUAUGUGAUUGACCCUGGCUUCUGCAAACAGAAGAGCUACAAUGCCCGAACAGGGAUGGAGUCUCUGAUUGUCACACCAUGCUCACGGGCCUCAGCCAAUCAGCGGGCAGGCCGAGCAGGUCGGGUAGCUGCAGGCAAGUGUUUCAGGCUCUACACAGCCUGGGCCUUCAAACACGAGAUGGAGGAAACCACAGUUCCUGAAAUCCAGAGGACCAACCUGGGCAAUGUUGUCCUGCUCCUGAAGAGUCUGGGCAUAAAUGACCUCAUCCAUUUUGACUUCAUGGACCCUCCUCCACACGAAACCCUGGUGCUGGCUCUUGAGCAGCUCUACGCCCUGGGUGCCCUUAACCACCUCGGAGAACUCACUAAGCUGGGCAGGAGGAUGGCUGAGCUGCCUGUCGACCCCAUGCUGAGUAAAAUGAUCUUGGCCUCUGAACAGUAUAAGUGCUCAGAGGAGGUGUUGACUAUCGCCGCCAUGCUGUCAGUCAACAACUCCAUUUUCUACAGGCCAAAAGACAAAGUGGUGCAUGCGGACAAUGCCCGAAUGAACUUUGUGGUGCCAGGAGGAGAUCAUCUGAUGCUCCACAAUGUUUACUCUCAGUGGGUGGAGAGUGGUUAUUCCACACAGUGGUGUUUUGAAAACUUUAUCCAGUUUCGCUCGAUGAGGCGGGCGCGUGACGUGAGGGAGCAGCUGGAGGGGCUGAUGGAGAGAAUCGAAGUGGAAUUGUGCAGUGCUAACGGUGACAACGUCUGCAUCCGCAAGGCAAUCACAGCAGGUUAUUUCUACCACACGUCCCGUCUCUCUAAGGGAGGCUACAAAACUGUGAAGCACCAGCAGACGGUGUAUGUGCACCCCAACAGCUCACUGUUUGAGGAACAGCCACGCUGGCUCAUCUACCAUGAGCUGGUCUUCACCACCAAGGAGUUCAUGAGACAGGUGAUUGAGAUAGAAAGCAGCUGGCUCUUGGAGGUGGCUCCUCACUACUACAAAAGCAAAGAGCUGGAAGACAGCAGCAGUAAGAAAAUGCCUCGCAAACAGGGCAAAGCUCGGGAGGAGCUCGGCUGAUUUCGGCGAACAGUCUGUUGUCUGCCGUUUCUCAUGCAGGCCUCAGCUCAUCUGGCCCAACAGAGACUGAAAGAAGGAGAGAUUGAGAACGAUUGCUGUUUAGGAUGGGAGCUCUGUGGUCAAAAUUCUGUUUGAAGCUAUUGGCAAUUGCUCUUAAUUAGUGUGUUUUUAGAGUGGAGGUAAUCAAAGUAUCUCGAUUUGAAACGUGUUAGAUAUGUUUGAGUUGGUAUUAAACCUCUACUCCAGUGGCAGCGUUAAAAUAAUAUCAAUACAGCAAGAAAUAAUGACUACAGAAGGAUGGGUUUUUACAGCUUGUUUUUGAGAGGAAGAACUCUACCUGUUUCUUUUAUUUUUUUUGUUGGUAAACAUAUUGUUUUAUAAUUGUGACUGGAAAUGUUUUUCAUGCUCAUGAUUAUAGACCAAUAAGCAAUAUUGCCAGCCCAUCAAAGGAAUGACCGGCAUGUUAUCUUGAGGCUGUUACUUUGAGCUAGAUUGUUCCACAGCAGAUAGAGGGUGUGUACCAAAUUACUGCACAGUCAUUUCCACAUAUGGGCCAAAUAUGUAGAUAUCCACUUUUUACAUAUCAAAGCAAGCAUUUGAUGUUUCCGGAUCUUCUGUACUGAUGUAUUUGAUGAUAAAUAUAUUUUUGAAUACAA
This is a messenger RNA of Pangasianodon hypophthalmus (striped catfish), 4088 nucleotides long. RefSeq names its product DEAH (Asp-Glu-Ala-His) box polypeptide 16 (gene dhx16). The record is from RefSeq and is a predicted model, not a curated record. Bases 268 to 3432 code for a protein of 1054 amino acids. Gene Ontology annotation, molecular function: RNA binding; ATP binding. Gene Ontology annotation, cellular component: intracellular anatomical structure; catalytic step 2 spliceosome. The transcript is spliced from 23 exons. Lineage: Eukaryota; Metazoa; Chordata; Actinopteri; Siluriformes; Pangasiidae.